Messenger RNA from Gavialis gangeticus (Gharial), 1371 nucleotides. RefSeq names its product paired related homeobox 1 (gene PRRX1). NCBI's taxonomy places the organism in Eukaryota, Metazoa, Chordata, Crocodylia, Gavialidae. Gene Ontology annotation, molecular function: DNA binding; DNA-binding transcription factor activity, RNA polymerase II-specific. The transcript is spliced from 4 exons. The record is from RefSeq and is a predicted model, not a curated record. Bases 230 to 955 code for a protein of 241 amino acids. Gene Ontology annotation, biological process: regulation of DNA-templated transcription.
UCGCCGGGCGCCCCCCUUUCCUCCCCCUUCCGUGAGACCUGGGAGCGGCCGGGCAGAGAGCGGCUCUGGAUUAUCGCUCGGGCCCCUGCUGCCCCGGCAGUGCUGCUGCUCGGGGGGAAGGGAGUCCCUUCCCUCCGUCCUCCUCCUCCUCCUCUUCCUCCUCCUCCUCCUCCGCGCUCUCCCGCUCCUCUCCUGCCUGCACUUUCCCUUUAAGGCUUGGGGGGAAACCAUGACUUCCAGCUAUGCCCAUGUCCUGGAGAGACAGGCCGUGCUGGCCACCCGCUUGGAGAGCCCCGGCCACCUGGACAACUUACAGGCCAAGAAGAACUUCUCGGUGAGUCACCUGCUGGAUCUGGAGGAAGCCGGGGACAUGGUGGCGGCUCAGGCCGACGAGAGCGUGGGGGAGUCGAGCAGGAGCUUGCUGGAGUCGCCGGGGCUGACCAGCGGCAGCGACACGCCGCAGGCGGACAAUGAUCAAUUGAACUCAGAAGAGAAGAAGAAAAGAAAGCAGAGGAGAAACAGGACCACCUUCAAUAGCAGCCAACUUCAGGCAUUAGAGAGAGUCUUUGAGAGGACACAUUACCCUGAUGCCUUUGUACGAGAAGACCUUGCACGCAGAGUCAACCUCACUGAAGCCAGAGUUCAGGUGUGGUUUCAGAACCGAAGAGCAAAGUUCCGCAGGAACGAGAGAGCCUUGCUGGCCAACAAGAAUGCUUCCCUUCUCAAAACCUACUCGGGGGACUUGACUGCUGUGGAGCAGCCCAUCGUACCGCGUCCAUCUCCAAGACCCACCGACUAUCUCUCCUGGGGGACAGCCUCACCUUACAGCCAGUCGAACGUGAGGAUCUUGGAUUGGCCUCCUCAAUCACCUAUGGACUCACCGAUGACUUUCCCAUUUACUGGAAGACUGUCAUCCUUGUAUCGAGGGACUGCCAACGACAAUGCAGCCAAUUGACUAACCCUAUUAUAGUGAACACCCUCUCUUAAUGAACUUUUUUUUCCCAAUCCCAAGGGGGUUCAUUAUAAUGACUUUGUACUGUAUAUAUUUUUAGUCACUCAGCAGUGCUGAUGAGUCUGCCCUGAGCAAUGUGUGGACAUUGCUACACUUCUUCUAGCCAGGGGUUUAGUGUGUAUGGAGCAGUGCACACUUCAUAUAGUCUUAGAUAGAUGAAUUGCUGUGUGCUAAAAUAUGGCUACUUCACUCCCUCUCAGAAAGGCUGUCUUCAGUAAAACAAAGCAUUAUACACCUGGGCACAUAUCAGGCCAAUACCUGUUCACUUAGCUACCACUUUCAAGCUCAAAUACAGCUUUCAUUUGAAUUUUAAAACGUUCUGAUUGAUUUUUUUUUUCUUUUUCUCCCUUUUCUCUCUC